AUGGCUCCACGCGGGAACCAAAUGUUGGGCAAUGCCCAUUUCCGCAAGCACUGGCACAAGCGCAUAAAGACCUGGUUCAACCAACCAGCUCGCAAGCUCCGCAGAAGAGAGAACCGUCAAGCUAAAGCUUCCGCUAUUGCCCCAAGACCAGUCGCUGGACUUUUGAGGUAACUAUUUAUUUUUAUUAUUCACAAUAUUUUUAAAAAUUUAGAUCGGUUGUUCGUUGCCCAGGAAAGAGAUACAACACCAAGACUCGUCUCGGACGUGGAUUCUCUCUCCAAGAAUUGAAGGCUGCCGGUAUCUCGCAAGCCGAAGCCAGAUCUGUCGGAAUCGCUGUUGAUGCCAGAAGAGUCAACAAGACCGCUGAAGGACUCAAGGUGAUAGUGAUUCUUUUUUACCGAAUUAAUUUUUUAUUUUUUAGGCCAAUGUUGACCGCCUCAAGGAGUACAAAUCCAAGCUUAUCCUCUUCCCUAAGAACUUGAACGCUCCAAAGAAGGGAGACAGCUCUGUAAGUUCAUUUUCGGAUGAAUAGCUGAGGCCUUUAUAAAACCUCUUGCCUGUUUAUGCCGGGUUUUUUCAAAAUAAUUGGUUAAAGACCCAGUUGGAACGGUUUUCCUUCUAGGCGGGUUUGUUAAACUGAAAAAUACGAACAUAAGCUUGUUUUUUAAUGAUUGAUGUAGAAAAUUCAAAAUAUUUCUGUAAUAGACAUUUUAUAAACUUCGAAAUAUCUAAUUCCUAAGAUAAAAACUGAAAAGUAACUGAAUUUUCUAUCGUAUCAAUUCUCAUCAGUUUUCCUGAUUAAAUUAAUAUAUUUUUAAUUAUUAUAGGCUGAAGAACUCAAGGUUGCCGCUCAAUUGCGCGGAGAUAUCCUUCCAUUGACCCACACCGUCACCUUCGAAGAGCCACGUGCCAUCACUGAUGCCGAGAGAAAGGUCGAAAUCUUCAGACUUCUCCGCAAAGAACGCGCUGACAAGAAAUACAAGGGACGUCGUGAGAAGAGAGCCAGAGAUGCCGCUGAGGAGAAUAAGUAA
Caenorhabditis angaria is the source of this 1031-nucleotide messenger RNA. The record is from the annotation of a GenBank genome assembly. NCBI's taxonomy places the organism in Eukaryota, Metazoa, Nematoda, Chromadorea, Rhabditida, Rhabditidae.